AUGUAUUGCUUCAAUUUUUAUUAUCAUUGGUUUGUGGUUAUCAUUCUUGUUCAAUACAUUGUCGGUAUGACCAUGAAUCGUAGUAUUCUUUCUCAACGAAAGCACGAUAAAAUCAAUGAAUUCAACAUGUUGGUAAAACAACGACAUCGACGAGGACUGAUAAAUCUUUUUAGUGAUCUACAUCAACCUGAAAUCAACGCUCGUGAUAAUGGUGCCAUUUUUAUAAAUAACAAUGGUCCUGAUUCGAAUAUGCAAAAAAGUAAAUGGCUGAGCUUAAUUAAAAAUGAAACAGGCCGUGUUAUUACAGGUGCUGCUGAUCUUUUACUAACUCCAGUUCACUGGCUUGCACACAUGCAUGAUUAUUGGUAA
Messenger RNA from Rotaria socialis, 369 nucleotides. The record is from the annotation of a GenBank genome assembly. NCBI's taxonomy places the organism in Eukaryota, Metazoa, Rotifera, Eurotatoria, Philodinida, Philodinidae.